AUGCCCACCGCCCACGCCUCCAGGAACGAAGGUGUGGAGCUAGCUCUGAGACGUGGCAAUGAGCAAGCCACACAGAUGCUGGUCCAAGCCCCAGGUGACGGGGCCGUUGCUCGGCCCUCGAGAAGAAGAAGCACUUUGGCAGACAUGAUGAAGGAUUUGGAGGAUCUGGAACAGCGACCGCGAUGGCGUGGGCGAGCAAAGGUGGCGCUGGUCUUCUACACCCUAGCUCGUAUCAUUUUUAACCUUCCAUUCACAGAGAGAGAAGUCUGGGAUCCGAUUGAGGAUGGGUAUCAGAAGACUUCAGAGAAACAUGUCAGUUUGCAUGUGGUUUGCGAUGCUAUUUGUCGGCCCCUCGUGACUGGCUUUGGGCUCUACAUGUUUGUGCACAGGCUUGACCGGUUCUCCUGGAGCAACCAGCUGCAGCUUCUCAGCUUCAUUACGAUGUGUUGCCUGGCGCUCCCCCUGUGUGACGAGAGCGUAUAUCACCUGUUGAUUAUGUUGGAGCGGUUUGGCCUGGCGGCGAACCUGUCAAUGCUUUGCUGGGAGGUCCUUUGCAAUGUGCUGCAAGUGCAGAUGACCAUCCUCAAGCUACGAGCUCUCCGCUGGCAUCGGACAGCCCAGUGGUGUGGAGUUCUCACAACACUUGGCAUUUGUUCGCUUGCUGUGAUAAUGCUGAUUCUCAUCCUCCAGAGGUUCUUCUUUUUCAUGGCUGCAUGCGUACUCACUUGUUUCUGCUGCUGCUUCACAGUCUUGGCCAUCCAGUGUUGGGCACUAUGCCAUGCAGCGAGCAGAGCCAUGGUGCAGGCAACAGGUAAUGAUCUCAUGUGGUGGACGGCAUGCCUCCUGUAUGCAAAUGCUUGCCUAGUCCCCCUAGGCCCUGCUUUGAGUUUUGUCGGCCUGUUCGCGUUCCUGCGGCAGUGGGUUUUGCCGCCCACACUUUUGACUCUUGAUGUGACUUUCCAAGUCUUCAAUGUGCUCUUGCUCAGCGGCAUAGUGGGCACCAUGCCGAUGAAUCUGGAGACUUUGCAGAGGCUUGCAGAGCUGUCAGGGUUGGGUUUGGCUUCCGCACGUGUUGCCUUUCCAGGGCACAUCAACCAGAGUGCGGCGGACUGCGUGGUAUCCUUCCCGGGCAAGUACAGUAACCUCUGGGACAAGGCAGUUUCAAGCGUUUCUCAGGAGGACACCUUCUCACUUGCUUGUGUCUUCUUGACAGACACAGCUUCUGGCUUGGGCCGACAUGCAAACUGCCCAGAGACCCCUGGCAAGUGCUGGUGCCGUCAAAUAUAUGGCCCGGUACCCGCCGCUACGUACCUCAGUGUCGUGGAAAUCAGUGCCGACGAGUCCCAAAACCACGACCAGACGCUUGCUUUCAAAAGAGCAGAUGCCCAAGCGAUGGGCCAACGCCUGCUGAUAAAGCAGCAUCAAGGAGACAUAGAGUGGGAGCAAGAGCUUGCAGAGGCUUUGCAAGAUGCCGAAAUCCGCUGCAUCGAGAAUCAAUACAGGGCCCCCUGGGGGUGUCAAUGGUUUGAAGAAUGGAAGCGGAACGUGGACCGGGCGGCCGAGUUGCACCAAACACUCCACGUCUUCUACUUUGAGGACAGCAAGGGCAUGGGCAAAAUGCCUUGGGAGCUGCUCACCAACGAGGGUGCGAGGCAUGAAGCUCGAAAGAAUAGCGGGCUCGGGGCUUCGCAGACUGCGGAGGUAGCGUACCUCGACAAGAUUGGCUUAAGCUAUGUGGAGCACGACAUCAUGGAGUUCGAGGCCUUCCUUGCCUCUCGCAUGUAG
Symbiodinium sp. CCMP2456 is the source of this 1785-nucleotide messenger RNA. The record is from the annotation of a GenBank genome assembly. Lineage: Eukaryota; Dinophyceae; Suessiales; Symbiodiniaceae.